Schistocerca nitens (vagrant locust) is the source of this 2860-nucleotide messenger RNA. RefSeq names its product dolichyl-diphosphooligosaccharide--protein glycosyltransferase subunit STT3A (gene Stt3A). Gene Ontology annotation, biological process: post-translational protein modification. Gene Ontology annotation, molecular function: dolichyl-diphosphooligosaccharide-protein glycotransferase activity. The transcript has 14 exons. The coding region runs from base 145 to 2262 and encodes 705 amino acids. Gene Ontology annotation, cellular component: membrane. Lineage: Eukaryota; Metazoa; Arthropoda; Insecta; Orthoptera; Acrididae. The record is from RefSeq and is a predicted model, not a curated record.
UUCUCUUUCUGGGGAAGUUGAUAAACGCUGCCAACUGCUGAUGUGGUGAAACGUGUGCAAGUACUUAAUUUUUCCAUGAGUUGAAGUACACAUUCCUUGAAGUGCAAUUAUUGGUGCCGCGAGCUAUCGUCACCUUAUAGCACAAUGGGGCUACUUGUCAAGUCUCGUGCUUUUCGUAUGUCCACGGAUAAGCAGGAGACAUUGUUGAAGCUGAGUAUUUUAUCUCUAGCAGCCAUUCUAUCAUUUGCAACUAGAUUGUUCUCAGUAUUGAGGUUUGAAAGUGUCAUACAUGAGUUUGAUCCAUAUUUCAACUACAGAACAACAAAAUAUUUAGCUGAGGAAGGCUUUUACAAGUUUCACAAUUGGUUUGAUGAUCGAGCAUGGUAUCCUCUGGGGAGGAUAAUUGGAGGAACCAUAUAUCCUGGACUGAUGGUGACUUCCGCUGUCCUGUACCACUUAGCUCAGCUAAUAAAUGUCACCAUUGACAUAAGGAAUGUUUGUGUGUUUCUUGCACCAUUCUUCUCAAGUCUUACUACAAUAGUCACUUACCUGCUUACAAAGGAACUUAGGGAUUCUGCGUCUGGAUUGGUGGCUGCAGCCAUGAUUUCUAUUGUACCUGGCUAUAUCUCAAGGUCUGUUGCUGGAUCAUAUGAUAAUGAAGGCAUUGCCAUUUUCUGUAUGCUGUUGACGUACUACAUGUGGAUUAAAGCUGUAAAAACUGGAACAAUACUGUGGGCAACAUUAACGGCGUUAGCUUACUUUUACAUGGUGUCAUCUUGGGGUGGUUAUGUGUUCCUCAUCAAUCUUAUACCACUCCAUGUCCUUACUCUGAUGGCCACGGGACGCUUUUCUCAUAGGAUCUAUGUGGCCUACAGCACACUUUACUGUGUGGGCACAAUACUGUCAAUGCAGAUCAGUUUUGUUGGUUUCCAGCCAGUGCAGAGUUCAGAACAUAUGUUGGCUUUAGGUGUGUUUGGGCUGUGUCAGCUACAUAGUUUUGUGGACUACCUUCGCAGUCGCAUGUCUAAAGAAGACUUUGAGACACUUUUUAAGGCUAUGGUUGUGACCACUGUAGGAAUCAGUGCUGUUGUUGGUGGAGCACUUACACUUACAGGAAAGAUUUCUCCAUGGACUGGACGUUUCUAUUCACUCCUUGAUCCUUCAUAUGCGAAGAACCACAUACCCAUAAUUGCGUCAGUAUCUGAGCACCAGCCGACCUCUUGGUCCUCAUUCUAUUUUGAUCUGCAAAUAUUGGUGUUCUUGUUUCCUGCUGGACUUUAUUUCUGUUUCUCCAAACUUUCUGAUGCUAACAUCUUUCUGGUGCUCUAUGGUGUCACUAGUAUUUACUUUGCGGGUGUUAUGGUUCGUCUAAUGCUGGUUCUUGCACCUGUGAUGUGCAUACUCUCUGGUAUAGCUGUCUCUGCCAUGCUAACGACAUACAUGAAGCAGAUAGAUGCCUCUAAGAAUGUGGAUAAGAAAAGCAAAAAAUUUGAAAGCAACUAUGUCAUGAAGAGUGAGAUCGCCACUGUUUUCGUUUGUGUGAUGUCAUUUCUACUUGUGUCCUAUACAUUUCACUGUACAUGGGUGACAUCUGAGGCAUAUAGCAGCCCAAGUAUUGUGUUGUCAGCACGAUCACAUGAUGGCUCUCGCAUAAUAUUUGAUGACUUCAGAGAGGCAUACUAUUGGUUGAGGAUGAAUACUCCAGAGGAUGCACGAGUUAUGUCCUGGUGGGAUUAUGGAUAUCAGAUUACGGCAAUGGCUAACAGAACAAUUUUAGUAGAUAACAAUACAUGGAACAAUACACACAUUUCAAGAGUUGGUCAAGCCAUGGCCUCAUCGGAAGAUAAGGCAUAUGAAAUUAUGAGGGAAUUGGAUGUGGAUUAUGUUUUAGUUAUAUUUGGAGGACUCACUGGAUACUCUUCAGACGAUAUAAAUAAAUUUCUGUGGAUGGUUCGUAUUGGUGGCAGUACAGAUCGUGGCAGUCACAUUAAAGAAUGGGAUUAUUAUUCACCUGCAGGAGAGUUCAGAGUUGACAAAGAAGGCUCACCCACUCUGCUUAAUUGCCUCAUGUACAAGAUGUGUUAUUACCGCUUUGGACAAGUUUACACAGAAGGAGGAAAGCCACCUGGAUAUGACCGAGUAAGAAGUGCAGAAAUUGGCAACAAAGACUUUGAACUAGAUGUUUUAGAAGAAGCCUACACAACAGAGCAUUGGCUAGUGCGAAUAUAUAAAGUGAAAGACUUGCGUAACAGAGGAGUGUAAAUAGGUCAACUAUGAACUGUAAUUUGUGCCAAUUACUGAUAACAUAAUCUUCAGAAAUACACCUGUACUUCCUCAGGCCUGAUUUCCUGUCACAAAGAGACUGCCACGGACGAGUACAAAUUGCUCUGCAAAUGUAGCUUUAAUAUAUGUUCCUAUGUGGAAUUACUGAUGUGUGAGAUAACCAACUGUAGUAACAUUUCAUAUCAUUAGUAAGGUUGUCUUUCUUAAUACUAUGUGUAUUUGUUUAACAUCAGUUUGUCAGGUCAUCAAAUUAGCAUGUGUACUUUGUUUACAUUCCAUUUUUCAGGUUAAGUGUGGUAGUACAUGGAAAAAGGCAUGUGUUUUUACUUGAUAGUAUGUACAGGCUUGAUGUGUGCUGGGCAAUUGGUAUUUCUGUUGUAACUCUUGGUUUGUUGGAGGCUUGUCAGUCACCUUUAUUUAAGGUGAAUAGAAUUAAAUACUGGGGGUUACUGUCAGUGAUUUUGUGAAUAAAGCUGUAAUAAAUUCAUUGGCCAAAGUGGUAAAUCACUGGUAGGUUAACAAUGCACAAGUUUAUACGUUAUGUUAACAUCACAAAUAAAUUAAAAACUACAUUUUA